UGCUCUGACCCAUCUCAGCACUUAGUAUCAAAAUAUAAUGUUGCAUAUGGCUGUGUAAAUGCAUUUAUGCAACCUCAGAGCAGCAUUACACUGUCUGUGCAAAAGCGCCUAAAUUCUACUUCAGAACUGCAGUGCCAGCUUGUUUUGCAGUGUAAAUUUGUAUAUUUCAAAAAGGGAAAUUUUGAAAUCGAUAAUUCUGGUCGUGGAAUCUGAUUGGUCAAUACAGUGUUACAGCCAUGCCAACAUUCAUGAUGUAUUAACAGCUAUUAACGCGUUCUGUUAUUGUUGGUGAGUUUAUCCUUAUAAUCUUAAUAAAUCAACUUUGCUGGAUUAAAAGACCCAUUUUUUAUUAAACAAACGGCUCUGUCUGUCGUUGGUGAGCUUCUAACUAUUCUGCCAGCUCGAAAUUCUAGUGAAAGCAGGUCAGGAGAGAAGCUUUGAUUAUUAAUGAAGUACAUAGUCUGGUAAUGGUAAAACCAAGAACGUAGCAGAAUAGCAGAAUAAAAAGGCUCGUUUAAGAUAUUUGCUCUCAAAUUGUUAUUGUGCACCGAUACACACACGUUUCUGACUUGUUGACGCACUUAUAUCGUCCUCCUCUUAUCCUGUCAUUUUCUUUCUGUCAUUUUUUACCUCUGUGGUGGAUAUAGACAUCUGUGGUCUUUUUCAGAUGUCAUCCGCCAUUCAGUUUCAUUCAUAUUGGCAGACUGGUGUGUGCAAUCUAUUGAUAGAACUCUGUGUGUAUGACUAGAUUAUGAGCCAGUCACACCCUGUUUCUCAUCUCAAGUGUAUGUUAAGAGAAAGAGAUAGUGAAAGUAGGGAAGAAGACGAUACAUGAUAUGAAGUUGAGUGUAGCACUUUUAGCUCUAUCUAAUACAUAUAUCAUUAAGUUAGUAUUUUAGCUUCUAGAGUUUAUCUUCUGGACAGUUGUGGGUGUUCAGUCAUUUAUUCAUUCAGUUAGUCAGAUGGGCCUGGUUUAUACCCUCUGCUUCUUUUAUUUGGUGUUUAUUCUCUCUCUCCUCCUACAGGCUUUGGCAUGCUGCUCCUCUGCUGUGUGUGUGUGUUUGCUUGACUCUCAGACCUUUUUUGGGCACGAGUUUGUAUUGACGUGUUGAUUGUUUGAUGUUGUAUUGCAUGUUUUGUUGUUGACACGUGCAUCCUCAUACAUCAUAUGUCUCCUUUAUAGGAUGAGGGCUUGGUCAAGGAAAUCAGCAUCACUCACCACGUCAAGGAGGGCUCGGAAAAAGCGGACACACGACAGUUUGAACUCUGCAAGGUGCUGGGCCAGGGAUCUUUUGGCAAGGUAUUCCUUGUCAAGAAGAUAACUGAGCCCGAUGCAGGACAGCUCUAUGCUAUGAAAGUACUAAAGAAAGCUACAUUGAAAGUACGAGAUCGAAUGCGUACAAAGAUGGAGAGAGACAUACUAGUUGAGGUCAACCAUCCUUUUAUUGUUAAACUGCACUAUGCAUUUCAGACAGAAGGCAAACUCUAUCUGAUUCUGGACUUUCUCAGAGGAGGAGAUCUCUUCACUCGCCUGUCCAAAGAGGUGAUGUUUACAGAGGAGGAUGUAAAGUUCUACCUUGCAGAGCUGGCUUUGGCCUUGGACCAUUUACAUGGACUGGGAAUCAUCUACAGAGAUCUCAAACCAGAAAAUAUUCUUUUGGAUAAUGAUGGACACAUCAAACUUACAGACUUUGGGUUGAGUAAAGAGUCCACUGACCAUGAGAACAAGGCAUAUUCAUUCUGUGGUACGGUGGAAUAUAUGGCUCCAGAGGUGGUCAACCGCAGAGGUCACACUCACAGUGCUGAUUGGUGGUCCUACGGUGUGCUAAUGUUUGAAAUGCUGACCGGAACGCUUCCAUUCCAGGGGAAAGACCGAAAGGAGACCAUGACAAUGAUCUUAAAGGCCAAGCUGGGCAUGCCUCAGUUUCUUAGCCCAGAGGCCCAGUCCCUGCUCCGCAAUCUGUUCAAGAGGAAUGCUGGCAACCGCUUAGGAGCCGGGCCUGAUGGAGUAGAAGAGAUCAAAAGACAUUGGUUCUUCAGCACAAUUGACUGGAAUAAAUUAUACAGAAAGGAAGUGACUCCUCCCUUUAAACCAGUCAUCCAGAGGCCAGACGACACAUUUUACUUUGACUCGGAGUUCACUGCCAAAACCCCACGAGACUCUCCUGGUGUCCCUCCAAGUGCCAAUGCCCAUCAGCUCUUCAGAGGGUUUAGCUUUGUUUCCCCUGGAGUAGAAGAGGAGAGCCAGCCACCCAUUCAGAGCAACCUCAACAUGAGCGGCAUACUGCAGCAACCCCAACGGAGCACGCUUCAGUUCACGGAUGUAUAUGAUGUUAAAGAAGACAUUGGUGUGGGCUCUUACUCCAUCUGCAAGCGCUGUGUGCACAAGAGCACAGGCAUGGACUAUGCAGUCAAGAUUAUCAGUAAGGAGAGGAGAGAUCCAACAGAGGAGGUUGAGAUUCUGCUGCGUUAUGGACAACAUCCCAACAUCAUCACUCUGAAAGACGUAUUCAAUGAUGGGCGAUCGGUGUACCUGGUCACAGAGUUGAUGAAAGGUGGAGAACUACUGGAUAAAAUCCUCCGACAAAAGUUUUUCUCUGAGAGAGAGGCCAGUGCUGUCCUGCACACCAUUACAAAGACUGUUGAAUAUCUGCAUGCCCAAGGGGUAGUACACAGAGACCUAAAGCCCAGUAAUAUCCUGUACGUGGACGAAUCAGGCAACCCAGAAUCAAUCAGGAUCUGUGAUUUUGGUUUUGCCAAACAACUCCGAGCAGAAAAUGGACUGCUGAUGACACCAUGCUACACUGCUAACUUUGUUGCUCCAGAGGUCCUGAAGAAGCAAGGCUAUGAUGCAGCCUGUGAUAUCUGGAGUCUUGGAGUUCUCCUUUAUACCAUGCUUACAGGGUUCACUCCGUUUGCUAAUGGCCCGGAAGAUACACCGGAAGAAAUUCUGGUUCGGAUUGGCAGUGGGAAAUUCUCGCUUUCUGGAGGAUAUUGGAAUUCUGUAUCGUUCGAGGCUAAGGACCUGGUCUCAAAGAUGCUUCAUGUUGAUCCUCAUAAGAGAUUGACUGCUGCUCAAGUUAUUCGUCACCCAUGGAUAGUCAACAAGGACCAGCUACCAAAAUACCAACUUAACCGCCAGGAUGCACCUCAUCUAGUGAAGGGAGCAAUGGCAGCCACGUAUUCAGCCCUGAACAGAAAUGUUUCUCCCGUUCUGGAUCCGGUGGGAUGCUCCACACUCGCUCAGCGUCGUGGUGCCAAAAAGUUGACCUCUACCGCCCUGUGACCGUUCAGAUUUAAACCCCAAACUACAAAUGGCGCAUAAAUUUGUGAGAUGUAUGGUGGUUCUACUGUCGUCAUGGAAUGGCAGCCCAAACCAAAAAAAACAAACAAACACUUUUUUUUUUAGUUCUUGUCAUUGAUGCAUCAUCAUGUAGAAUGUUAUAAAAAAGCUCUUAGGAGAAUAUUAAAUUCAUGUACAAUUGUUUUAUGAAAACACUCUAGAAAUGUACUUCAUAUGGGAUUAUAUAUGAAUAUGAAAAUAUUUCUGUGAGUCUGUGUGGAGAUAAUGUAUGAUGUUAAGGGGCUGUGAUUCACAGUUUGUUUUCUGUAUUGUGGUGGUGGUGAUGUCAUGUCUAGCGAUUGCAUGGAGCCGUACUAUUUCUAGUAUUAUUAUCUGAUCAUAGCUGUGCCCACCCUCUUCAAGACAGACCUCACGUGCUGAAAUGGCUUACUGAAGCUUUUCCUUUUGAAAGAAAGAGCUGUCAGUCAGUAAUGCCACUACACGCAACUUUAGAUGGUGCAACUUUAGAUGGUUUAAACAUGGUGCAGUGUUGAAACCAUUUGUGAAAUCAAAGAGAACUAUGCAAGUUAACUUACAAUCCUCAUUGUAUGUCCCUAGAGAUGUAGUGUGUCACAAACCAAGAAUUUUGUGUUGAUAUAGUGUUUUAAUUGGGCAAAGUGGUCCAAAAACCCUUUGUCAUGCACAUGUGUCUUAAAGGGCAUUUGAUUUGCAAAAAAGGCAAUCCAAAUAGUGACCUCAUUCUUUAAAUCUUCUUCCUCUCCAGCAGACCAAUACCCUUCAUAUAAGAGCUACUCAUCAGAACUUAUAUGAGAACACUUGUAUGCUGUAUCUUUCAUAAUGGAUAUGGUAACAUAAUGUAGGAGCUGACGGUAGAUGGAUAUAUAAGGGCAGUUGUUGUUGUUUUUUUACUGGGAAUGACCAAUAUACUGCUGUCUUACUGUCUUAAGUGAUUCCUAACACUCCUUUUUUGUAUUUCUUGAUGUUCAUUCUCUUCAUGAAAUUAAAGGGAAAUAUGCAGGCUAUUAACCAAGAUUGUUCCCGUUUUCUCAAUCAUAAUUUUAAAGACUAUUCAGAAUGUAUUAUUUUAUACCUGGCAAUUAACUGUUUUUUUUUUUAAUGUUAAUGUAUAUGUAUGUCUGAAUGUGAGGCCACAUGUUUGGUGAGACUCGGGCCACAGACGACGUCUGCAUGUUCUGGAAUUAAUUUACAUGAAUUAGUUAAACUGUUCUUUUUUUAUUGUUGCUGCUGUAUUUUAAUAAUAACAGUGCAAGUGAGAAAUAUGUCCUAGUGAUCUCUUCUGGCCACUAUUGUGUAACACUGGCCAUGUAUUUUUGCAGCACGGUUGUGCUUGAGAGAGCAGGUUUUUACCCCUG
This is a messenger RNA of Sinocyclocheilus rhinocerous, 4677 nucleotides long. RefSeq names its product ribosomal protein S6 kinase alpha-3-like. The record is from RefSeq and is a predicted model, not a curated record. Gene Ontology annotation, molecular function: magnesium ion binding; ATP binding; protein serine/threonine kinase activity. NCBI's taxonomy places the organism in Eukaryota, Metazoa, Chordata, Actinopteri, Cypriniformes, Cyprinidae. The transcript is spliced from 20 exons. The coding region runs from base 1352 to 3286 and encodes 644 amino acids. Gene Ontology annotation, biological process: intracellular signal transduction; protein phosphorylation.